Molecule: messenger RNA, 1101 nt
Organism: Colletotrichum karsti
Lineage: Eukaryota; Fungi; Ascomycota; Sordariomycetes; Glomerellales; Glomerellaceae
Product: tor signaling pathway regulator
Exons: 1
Coding region: 1-1101 (366 amino acids)
Biological process (GO): regulation of dephosphorylation; regulation of signal transduction
Cellular component (GO): cytosol
Molecular function (GO): protein phosphatase 2A binding
Source: RefSeq, a predicted model, not a curated record
AUGUCGGACGAAGACAAACCCCAGACUCUGAAAGAGGUCUUCGCUUCGGCCGAGAAGAAGCGCCUCAUCCUCGAAAACUCCUACGAAGCCUCCUCUCCCACCUACCACGACGACCUCCGCACCGCCAUCACCGAGUACGAGUCCUGCCUCGACAUAAUCUCCCGUGUCGCCCUCUUCUCCCCCAACGAGUCGCUCGAAGACCUCCCGACAACCUCCCUGCCAUACCUUCCCAUCACCUUCCACCUCGCCGAGUUGCACCAGAAGACCCCCUCCCGCCGCCCCAUCGAACGCCGCGUCGCCCUCGAACGCGCCCGCGAGUCCUACGAGACCUUCCUCGGCCUCCUCGACUCCUACGACCUCCUCGACGGGCCCAACAAGAAGCUCUACUCCCAGUACACCGACGACCCCGUCGCCUUCUCCACCCUCGGCGGCACCGACCCCGCCAAGCGCCGCGACGUCAAGAUCGCAAACUUCAAGGCCGAGAAGGCCCUCAAGCAACGCCUCGAGACCCUGCGCCGCGACCCGCGGUACCAGGACGACGAGGGCGACGACGAGAUCGUGCGCGACCUGCACCUCGCGCACGCCGCCUACGCGGCGCACAUGGCGUUCCAGGGCCUGGAGGGCAUCAACCGCGAGCUGGACAUCCUGGCGCAGGCCACGGUGCCGCUGAUGCCGUCGCCGACGUCCGUCGAGGACGACAACCGCCGGCGCGCCGAGGACCGCACCGCCGAGGGUUUCACGGACAGGCUGGAGGCGCCGCGCCGGCUGCACAGCAUUUUCGGGCAGUCCGGCGGCCCGCUGCUGUCCAAGGAGGGUAAGCCCCUGCAGCCGUUCACCCUCGUGGGCAACAGGCAAGAGAUGGCUGCCAACGUGUUCCGGCCGGGUCACAACCUGCCCACGAUGAGCAUCGAUGAGUACCUCGAGGUGGAGCGCGAGCGCGGCGGUAUCAUUGAGGGAGGCGGCGACGCGAGCUGGCACAGGCCCGAGCCGGAUGAAGAUGAUUACGAAAAGGCGGACGAGGAGACGAUGAAGGCGAGAGCGUGGGACGAGUUCGUCGAGGCGAACCCCAAGGGCUCUGGAAACACGCUGAAUAGGGGAUGA